Messenger RNA from Ilex paraguariensis (yerba mate), 1148 nucleotides. The record is from the annotation of a GenBank genome assembly. Lineage: Eukaryota; Viridiplantae; Streptophyta; Magnoliopsida; Aquifoliales; Aquifoliaceae.
GCCAAAACCCAGAGCGCCUUCGGAACGCUGACUCUUUUUGUCUCUGCAGUUUGUGGAGGAAACAAUCAAAAGGGCAUGGCCGAAGAAGUGCUUAUCGAAGUCGAAGCUGUUCAAGCUGUUUACGGGGACGAUUGUCUCGUUCUCGAUAAAUACCCUCCUCACCUUCAUGUCCACAUCAAGCCCCGAACCGCCGAUGUCUCAUCUCAGCAGUUUGUGGAAGCGGUGAUAGGUAUACGAGCAGUUUCUGAGUAUCCUGAUGAACCACCUCAUAUAAGUAUCAUUGAUUCCAAGGGUCUUGAUGAACAAAGGCAAAAGCAUCUGGUAACUGGUAUUCACAACAGGGCUUGUGAACUGUCCUCUUGUGCAAUGCUUGUUGCGCUUUGUGAGGAAGCAGUGGAGAGGCUCUCUAGUAUGAAUCACCCUGAUGGAAAUUGUCCAUUGUGUUUAUAUCCUUUGGUUGAAGAGGAUGCUGACAAUAAAUUGCCAUUUAUGAAGCUGAUGUCUUGUUUCCAUUGUUUUCAUUGUGAGUGCAUCAUCAGGUGGUGGAAUUGGCUCCAGACGCUAAAGGAAACUGACUCUACCAAUAUAUCUGGUGCUACCCUACAUGUCUCUGGAGAGAUGGAAAAUCAAAAAGGCAUGCAUGGUGCGACACAAGAAAGUGUGGGAACAUGCCCAGUUUGUCGAAAGGUUUUUCAUGCGAAGGAUAUAGACCAUGUGCUUGCCUUGGUUGGGACUCAUUCUCAGUUGAGGUCGGAAGAAAGUGAUGUCAGUGACGACAAGAGGCUCCUUCAGUCUGAUUCGGAAAAUAUCAGAAGACUGAAAUUUGAGGCCACAUUGAAACUACAGCAGGAGAACAGUGGUUUAAUUGAACCCAAAAAAAAUGAGGUGUUACUGCCGGGUACGUUCCUUCCGCAACCAAUCACACAUCCCUCAACUGUUUCAGACAAAGAAACCACUGAGCAGCAACACGCAGAUCAAGUGAUUAAUGCUGAAACAAGUUCAGGUAGUCCUUCAGAUAGGCCAAGCAGCAGUAAGCACAGGUACUCAGGCAUGAGGAAGCACCAGGGACGAAAUUCAAGAGAACAAGUCAAACAGUGGAUUAGAAAAGAGAACGAUAGUACAAACUAACAUUGUUAAAAUAUUUUUAU